Rubroshorea leprosula is the source of this 499-nucleotide messenger RNA. NCBI's taxonomy places the organism in Eukaryota, Viridiplantae, Streptophyta, Magnoliopsida, Malvales, Dipterocarpaceae. The record is from the annotation of a GenBank genome assembly.
UCUCUCUCUCUCUCAACAAAAAUCACAGCAAAAUGAAGCAGGAUUCCCUCGUGCUCAUCAUCGUCUUUCUCCUGUUUGCUUUUCUCCUUUGCUCCUACCCAAUUUCUGCCAGCCGUCUCCCACCUCAAAACCAAGGCACUGAAAAGGGGUACAUGAAAUUCAAUGAAAUUGUUCAUCAGGAUGGUUCAUUUGCGAGUUCAAUCAAAGAAGAUGACUUCCUGAAUAUGAUGGGGUUAGAAUCAGAAUCAGAAUCAGUGGACUGCAGCGAGAAGGAUGAAGAAUGUGUUAAGAGAAGGAUAAUUGCAGAAGCUCAUUUGGAUUAUGUUUACACCCAAAAACAACACCCUUGAGGGCUUAUAGAUAAUAGCUGUGCCAAUCAAAAGAAAUAAGUUUCCAAAGUGUCAAGAAAAGAAACAAAAUGUUAUCACUACAUGGUUGUGAUAUGUAUAAUAUAAUAUAUAUAUAUUUAUAUAUAUAUGAAUGAAGAGUAAGUUAAGUA